This is a messenger RNA of Suillus paluster, 7580 nucleotides long. RefSeq lists its product as uncharacterized. Gene Ontology annotation, molecular function: pyridoxal phosphate binding; transaminase activity; ubiquitin protein ligase activity. The transcript has 29 exons. NCBI's taxonomy places the organism in Eukaryota, Fungi, Basidiomycota, Agaricomycetes, Boletales, Suillaceae. Gene Ontology annotation, cellular component: nuclear speck. The record is from RefSeq and is a predicted model, not a curated record. Gene Ontology annotation, biological process: proteasome-mediated ubiquitin-dependent protein catabolic process; protein polyubiquitination. The coding region runs from base 371 to 7492 and encodes 2373 amino acids.
GCGUUAUUCGAGAAGAAAUCAACUAUGGUACGAGUUUGUGAAGAUAAGUUGGAAAGAGUGAGACCGACAAGCCAAAUUGGUCAGGUGACCAGCGUUUCGAUAACACGCGCGCUUGCAAACUGACUCCAUUGGCACAGCAUGAAAUUGAAAACGGAUGUAUGUAUUACAUGUCAUCUUAUAAGUAUCAUGAACAUUAUUAUUCGUGCAGGCCCGAUGAGUUAAAUAGUCCGUUGACAAGACUGACUUUCAAUUUAGGUUAGCUUCGAAGGAGAGCCGCUCCUCCGUUAGACAGUAGGUUCGCCCUUGUGAUUCUCUCAGACUCCAGCUCAUAUCAAGAUCAUCUCUUCACUUGAUCUUUUGACUUCCAAGCAUGGACGCUCGACCGACAUCUAUUUUGCAUAGAACGCCAUGGACACCUCCCAUCGCCAUUGCCACUGAUGGGGUUUACAUCGAUCUUGAGGACGGUCGACGUGUCAUCGAUGGCAUCGGUGGUGCUGCUGUAACCUGCAUCGGCGGAAGGCAUCCCAAGGUAGUCAAAGCCCUAAAGGACCAGAUCGAUGUUAUGUCCUAUGUAUAUAAUAUGCAGCUUUCCAGCCCUCCCGCAGAGGAACUGGCUAAAUUACUCGUGGAUACUAGUGAUGGUGCCUUCGAACAGGUCGCAUUCUUAUCUGGAGGUUCGGAAGCGAUGGAGACUGUCAUCAAACUCUCGAGACAGUACUACGUCGAGGUGGGGCAGCCAAAACGGACAAACUACAUUGCCCGUCAAAUGUCCUUCCAUGGAAAUACCUUGAGUACUCUAUCCCUCGCGUACCAUCCCGGACGCCGUGCACCGUACGAGGCUAUUCUAGACCAUCAGAAUUUCCACCACGUCUCCCCGGCCUACGCGAAGAGGUUCCAAAAACCAGAUGAGACGGAGGAGCAAUACGUCGAGCGACUCCAACAAGAACUCGAGGAUAAAUUCAUCGAACUCGGUCCGGACACAGUAAUCGGAUUUAUCGCAGAGACUGUCGUUGGUGCAACAACAGGGGUUGUGAGUGCACCAAAGGGAUACUUCAAUGCCAUGAAGUCCGUCUGCCACAAAUACGGUGCCCUUUUCAUGCUCGAUGAGGUAAUGUCUGGCAUGGGUCGAAUGGGUACUCUGCACGCUUGGCAGAGCCUCGGAGAUGGUGUUGCACCUGACCUGCAGGCAGUAGCCAAGGGUUUGGGCGGUGGUUACGCUGCCAUAGGCGCUGUUCUCAUUUCGCCUAAAGUUGCGAAAGGGAUCAGGGGGAGUUCCGGACUGAUCAAGCACGGUCACACAUAUCAGGCAAAUCCACUAGCAUGCGCGGCAUCUUUAGCUGUGCAGAAGGUCAUUAUCGAGGAGGAUCUCCUUGCGCAGUGCAGGAAGAACGGCGUACAUAUGCUUGCACUUCUGAAAGACCGCCUGCAGUCCCCAAAUGCUCUUGCAGCGCCAUAUACAUUCGAUGUGCGCGGGGCUGGGGCUUUCUUUGGGAUCGAACUCGACUUCUCCAGCCUCGAGGCACGCCGUGUUGAUAUGAAGGGCCAACAAUUCGCGAUGGUAGUGCAGGCACGUUGCCUUACAAACGGACUUGUUGCAAUGGGUAUGGCCGGUGGCUCCACUCUCGAUGGGUCAAAGGGGGACCACCUCAUGCUCGGUCCUGCAUACAAUGCUACCACAGAGGAGAUAGAAAAGAUUGUGGAUAUUUUCGUAAAGAGCAUCGAGGAGUAUUAUCAAUCUUUUGGAUGCCUACUCAACCUCAGAAUCGAUGGCUGGGAGCAUGUUCUAAUGGACUAUCAACCAAUCCAUCAGCAAGAAGCCACAAGCUCCAGUGUACCCUUGCAGCCACCAGAAUCAGAACAAGCUCACUUUCCAGCGACAUCGGCGUCAGCAUCGACUACAGAAUUCAAGCCAACACGUUCUAGCGCAAGAGUGAAAGCAGCCAAGCAGAAGGAGAAAGAACGAGAGCAAGCGAAAGAUAGAGAAGGUGACUCAGCAGAGCAAUCCGUAGCAGUGCCAUCGGAGAGCACCCGUGCAACUAGGUCUACAACCCAGACUAAGAACAAGCGUCCUCGAGAGGGUAGUUCAGGAAACGGAAAGUCCAAGGAAAUUUCAGACGAAACGACACGUGUGAGCAAGAGCAGAGGACGUCGAGCAACACUGCCUUCUGCAUCUGCCCCACCACUUGCAAUUACCGAACCAAUAAAAGACCGCAAAGGAAAGAAGCGCGCCGCUCCAGAACCGGAUUCAGAAGAAGAGGGGCAGAACAUAACCUUAUCUUCUAAGCGCACAAGAACCACAGCAUAUUCUUUGAGAUCCCGAGCAGACGCCUCAACCUCUGCAUCCGCACCCAUGCCUAGGAAACCCAGACCAUCAGCAAGCAAAGCGAAAGCAGCGGUGAAAAGUAAAUCUGGUGCUUCCGCAGGACCUUCGAAGAUGGCCGGCGAAGACGUUGCGAUGCUUGAUCCCGCGAUAGUUAGGCCCGAUGAACCUGCUCAUGAAGAACUCCCUGAUGGCUGUGACGACGAUGAUAUCGCCAUGGAUGACCAAGAUAACGGCGGUGACGGUGAAGGUGACGACAAUGGGGAUGAAGGAGGCUUGCCAGCUGCUGCUACUCGUGGAUUUGCUGGCCUGGACGAAUCUGCCGCUAUGGCAAUUUUUGGAGAUUAUCGUCAAUUUGGUUCAUACAUGGUUUCUCUCUCAAGCCGACUCAAGACCAUGUUGAAUAAUAUCAAAUCGACCGCGAGCCCAACCACUCGCUUGGUGACAUUGCAGGAGCUCAGUGAGCUCCUCAGCAUAAGCACAGAAGACACUUUAGCAGGCUCGUUCCAAGUGGAACAGUUUGUAAGGGAACUCGUGAAGAUCCUUGGUGGGCGCGGCGUUGAUGAAGACGAAGAUGACGAUGGCGGUGAUGAUGGCGAUGAACAUGACGAAGAUGCGGCUCUUGCCGCUGCGUUGGCCCUGAGCGGGGGCGGAACGUACCAGGGCGAUGAAAAUCUCGAAGCGCAGAUGCUGGCAUGUCGUUGCCUGGCAAAUCUGAUGGAAGCUCUGCCUGGUGUUGCCCACUCCGUUGUGUAUCACGGUGCAAUACCGGUCCUUUGCAGCAAGCUGAUUGAAAUCUCUUACAUCGAUCUCGCAGAACAGACUCUGAGCACACUCGAGAAAAUAUCCGAAGAGUUCCCAAGUUCUAUCGUGCGGGAAAAUGGUCUAGCGGCACUGCUGAACUAUCUCGACUUCUUCUCUAUUGCUGUGCAAAGAACUGCCCUGCAAGCUGCUGCGAACUGCUGCCGAAAUAUUUCGCCGGAUCAUUUCCAGAUGAUUCUUGGUGUUUGGCCCAUUAUUCGCAAUUGCAUUGGCUAUUCUGACCAGAGACUGGUUGAAUUCGCGUGCCUCUGCGUCAUCAGAGUUGUGGACUCUUAUCAUCGCUCCGCGACGGAGAACCUAGAAAACCUGCUGGAUGAGACCGCCAUUCGUGCGAUCAAUUUACUUCUUAUGCCAGCCGGAGGUUCCCCCCUGAUUGCUGCCAAUACCUUCACUCUACUUCUGAAGGCGCUGGCAACAGCCGCCCGCGCAAGCCCAAAAAUUACCCUUAAUCUGCUACAGGCAGACAUCGUUGACACACUCUACCAGAUCUUGACGGGGGUUCUCCCCUCAGCGUCCGGUGGUGGAGACGAGCAAGGCGGCCAGGGGCUAGCUGGCGAUGUGACUCAUAUGACAGUCAUGGAGAAUCUUGCUCACCGAUCCAAGGAGCAAGUGGAAGAAGCCCUCAGUCUGGUGUCUGAAUUAAUGCCUCCUCUUCCGAAAGAUGGCGUGUUUGAUCACAAGGGGUAUACUGACAAGGCAUUGACACGAAUGGUGAAGGCUAAAGCCAAGGCUGAUCGCGCUGCUGCACGUCAUGCUGCAUUCACAUCAUAUCAGCCAAGCCCUGACGUAUCAGCGCAAGCGACACCUGCAGCGGAACCAUUUCAGGAUACCAGCAUGAACGACUUUCAAAUGCAGGAUCCUGACGACAUUCCUCCUCUGCCCUCUGCUGCUGAGCCUGCAGUAGCUGAUCGUACUGAGCUUCUGCGUUCCAAGCCGGAGGUUGUUGGACGGUUCAUGCAGCUGAUGGUGCCCAUCUUGAUAGAUGUAUAUGCUGCUAGCGUAAUCACCCCCGUCCGGGUUAAAACUUUGACAGGCCUAUUAAAGGCGGUAGGUUUCCUUGAAGGGGAUGCGCUCAAGGAUGCUUUCAAUCUUGUACCUGUGGCGAGUUUUGCCUCGUCGAUUUUGUCCUCUAAGGAUCAUCCUUCACUGGUAAUCGGCGCACUCCAGCUCGUAGAUCUUCUGCUACAGAAGCUUCCUGCGGAAUACCGCCCUGUCCUUCGCCGUGAAGGAGUAUUCCACGAGAUCGAGUCACUUGCAACAAGGACUUUAACUUCCGCAAAAUCCAAGGAUUCAGAUGGCACCAUUGUAGCGGAGCCUAUGAACAUUCCUAUCCAUGUUUCUUCUACGAUACCGGGAUACAAGAAGCUUCACUCGCUUUCCCUGGAACCUGAGGAUGCAAUCACUUUGCGGGCCCGAGUCAUUCGCUUCAAGUACUCCUUGGGACAGGAAGAGGGUGACGAGGAUAAUGCCUUCGAUGAACUUCGCCGUCUUGUCGAUAGACUAGCGGCUCCAGAUGUGGGCGAGUCGGUCAUGUCAUCUGCGUUGAGAGACAUCGCAGAUCACUUCACAUCUCACUCUUCUGUCUCAAGCUUCGAGCUUCUGCAGAGUGGAGCUGUCGACGGGUUAUUGCGCUUUGCCACCGACCCUACCAGGAGUUCAGUCACCAACAAACGACGCCAAGAGUUAUUGUACGAUGCAUUUAGCCGAAUCCCGAGAGUUAAUCAGUCACCUCUUACGGUAUUGGUGAAGAAGCUGCAGGAGAGUCUCACGAGGAUGGAAGACUUUGACGUCGUCACUGUUUCACAAGGCACAGAUGAUUCUAAACGAAGCUCGCCAUCCCUGCUGGCGCGACAACUUCGUCUUCGUCUAGUUGCCGAUAAUGAAUCUGAUAUUCCUCGCAACCUUCAGAACAUGGUCGUUUCCAUUCAUGCCAUCGCAACAUUCCAAGCCUUGAAUGACUACCUGCGUCCCAGAAUCACGGGUCUAAUGUCAUCCGGAGGACUGUCUGGAAUGUUAGCGGCUUUGGCAGCUUCUGGCUUUGGCCCAGUAGGUUCGCGCAAUCCUCCGGAGGCCCCAAUGCAAGCAAGCAAGCCUGUAGAGUCUAGCAGUGCUACAAAAACAGUUCCUGAGACACCCGCCGCUGGUUCCUCAGAGAUUGGUCGACGCCGGAGUUUAAGACUCAGCGCUAAGAAUGGUGGACCGUCAACUGACAAGAGCGAGGGCAGCACGACGUCAGCGCCUACCUCAGUCCCUACCGCCUCAUCAUCUGCUGCUGCCCCUCAAUCUACAGCGCAACGCAUGGAAGCCCUCAUUCAGGAUGGUGGACUCAUAUCAGACUUUACCGACGAUGAGGUGGACGCCGAGGUAUUCGAAGACGAAGAUGAUAUUGACUCUGCUGCAGACAAGACUGUUACCUUGUCCAUCGCUGACGAUGGCAGUAAAGUGGAAGCUCAAACUCCAGAUGGAACGCGAGUUGCGACGCCAAGUACAGCGCCUUUAAUUUCAUCAUCUAGACCAUCCAAUGCGAACAAGACUUCGUAUGCGGCAGCUCUAAAAGCCAAACCGGCAGACUGGCACCUUGAGUUUUCUAUGGACGACCACCUUCUGCCACUUGACUUGACUAUAUAUGGCGCCAUUCAUCAGCAUGAAAUCCGUAAGAAGCUUGGUCCUGUGCCAUCGAGCUCCAUGUGGCAAGGAAUCUAUACAGUCAAGUUCAAGAAAGUGAAUGGUCCUCCUCCGAGUCAAGAACCACGUGCAGACACCUCGGCAUCUAAAAUACGAUCACCUAGUCCAACCCUUUCUUCGCUCCCAGAUGACGCCCCCCAUGCCAAGAUUCUCCGUUUGCUCCGUGUAUUGCAUAAGCUUAACGCUGCCGAAGCGCAACGGCCGGCGAGACCGUUAGAUCGCCGCGCGCUCUCGGAGGCCACCUUCAUUAAUAACAAGUUAACUGCCAAACUCACUCGCCAGCUGGAAGAACCGAUGAUCGUGGUCAGUUCAUGCCUACCUGACUGGGCACUUGACUUGCCACAAAACUUCCCUUUCCUCUUCCCAUUCGCGACUAGGUAUAACUACCUUCAAUCGACUUCCUUCGGAUAUGCUCGCCUUAUUCUGAAGUGGCAAAGCCAGCAAGGCCGCAGCCAGGACAGCUCGCGACGAGACGAGGGAAUCGGUUUCCUUGGACGGCUGCAGCGGCAGAAGGUUCGCAUCUCCCGCAAACACAUCUUGGAGUCAGCGGUCAAGGUUUUCGAGCUCUAUGGGUCUUCGUCUUCAAUUUUGGAGGUGGAGUACUUUGAUGAGGUUGGGACUGGACUUGGACCUACUCUUGAGUUUUAUUCCCUCGUCUCGAAGGAAUUUGCCAGGAGAGAUCUCAAGAUAUGGCGAGAUGCCGACUCAGCUGCUCCUGGCAUAUAUGUACAUCACCCUGCGGGACUCUAUCCUGCCCCCAUCAGCCCUGAUGACAUUGCCAAUGACGGGGGACAAAAGCGGACCCACAUCCUCCGCGUCGUCGGCCAAUAUGUGGCGAAGGCAAUGUUGGACUCCCGCAUUAUCGAUCUUUCAGUUAAUAAGGUUUUCGUAAAACUCGUGCUAGGGGAGGAAGUGCCUUUGACUAUCGAGUCCUUGAAGCUUGUGGACAACGAACUUGCGAGCUCUCUCUCCAAACUUCAGAGCUACGCGUCCAUGAAAGGGCAGAGUGAGAAGCUCUUCCGUAAGGUUGCAUUGAUGGAUAUUGUCAAUGUCGAAGAGCUUGCGCUUGAUUUCACAGUUCCCGGAUACGACAUUGAGCUUCGGCCUGGCGGACGCAACAUCCCUGUGACUUCGGAGAACGCAGAAGAAUACAUUCACGAGGUCUUGGAUGCAAUUAUUGGUGCUGGCGUUCAGCCACAGGCUAGGGCGUUCCGAGAGGGCUUCUCUAAGGUGUUCCCCAUCUCUGAUUUGCAGGCGUUCUCAGCGGACGAGUUGGUGAUGCUAUUUGGCAACUCAGAUGAAGAUUGGGGAGCAGAGACGUUGAAUGAAGCUAUCAAGGCCGACCAUGGCUUCCACAGCGAGAGUCGUGCAAUUCGCGAGCUGAUAGGGAUCAUGUCGGAAUUCGAUGCAUGCGCUCGUCGUGAUUUCCUGCAAUUUAUUACAGGAAGUCCGAAACUUCCUAUCGGAGGGUUCCGUGGUCUCAACCCUCCACUAACUGUCGUCCGCAAGCCACAUGAGCCACCGCUUAUAGCAGAUGAUUACCUGCCGAGUGUCAUGACUUGUGUCAAUUACUUGAAGCUACCGGAGUAUAGUUCAAAGGUGGUCAUGCGAGAGAAACUACGCAUCGCGAUGAAAGAAGGAGUUGGCAGUUUCCAUUUGUCCUAGUACUUUUCGGCAUUAUAAGUCAUUGUAUAUGCACACAAUCUUUCUUGUUCAUCCAUUUACUUGUAAUAGAAGUUCAUAUCGACAGAAA